AUGCGUAUGGCCUUCUCUGUAAACAUCAUGCGAUCUGCCAAGGAUACUAAGAGGUCAGGUCAUGCGCGAAACGAGUCUGGUUUGGCCGUCGCGCUGCCGCUUGAGCGGCUCUGCGUGGCAGCCGGCUGUCCUGAUUCUGAUCGUCAUCGCAAGCUCCCAAAAAAACACAACAUGGCUUUCGAAUGGCUUGCACCAAUUCUCACGCCCGCCGCCUUACGCUCUGUGCAAGCCGAUGGCCGGCCAGUCAUCACACUUUUCCUCGUCAUCUUCGGCCUCUCAGUCUUUGGUGUCCUGAUAUGGUACGUCCACUUCGUCACAUCUAAGAUGUAUCCGAAGAAGAAGGACCCGAAUGCAAAGAAGGGCCCGUUGCUCGGCUUCAUCAAGCGAUAG
Alternaria atra is the source of this 390-nucleotide messenger RNA. RefSeq lists its product as uncharacterized. NCBI's taxonomy places the organism in Eukaryota, Fungi, Ascomycota, Dothideomycetes, Pleosporales, Pleosporaceae. The transcript has 3 exons. The record is from RefSeq and is a predicted model, not a curated record. Bases 1 to 390 code for a protein of 129 amino acids.